AUGUACGGGGCUCUGUCACAUGAGCGCCUUUGCGGGUACUCGUCAACUACGACGGAAAGUGCGACAGGCCACAACCCAUAUACCAGCCUGAAGCUGUACACUUGGUGCCGUCGAUAUACGCGGCGAGGUAAACACCGAGGGCAAGUACUUGGUUCCGUCGGACGUGUCUACGGUCACUGGGCACUGGGACGACACCGGGGUUACCUUACCGUACUCAAUGACAGGUCAGCCAAGGCAGUCAACGAGGACGGUCGCGCAAUCUCCCCCGAAUCUAGCGACCUAUCCACGACCAUCAAGAUCGACUGGCCAACUUGA
Molecule: messenger RNA, 315 nt
Organism: Parastagonospora nodorum SN15
Lineage: Eukaryota; Fungi; Ascomycota; Dothideomycetes; Pleosporales; Phaeosphaeriaceae
Exons: 2
Coding region: 1-315 (104 amino acids)
Source: RefSeq, a predicted model, not a curated record